Messenger RNA from Chenopodium quinoa (quinoa), 935 nucleotides. RefSeq lists its product as uncharacterized. The transcript has 6 exons. Bases 163 to 651 code for a protein of 162 amino acids. NCBI's taxonomy places the organism in Eukaryota, Viridiplantae, Streptophyta, Magnoliopsida, Caryophyllales, Amaranthaceae. The record is from RefSeq and is a predicted model, not a curated record.
AUACUCUCCAUAGUUGAAAAAAUCGAGACACAUUUUUUUUUUUGAAGAAAAAUCGAGACACAUUGAGGCUCCAAUUUGCGACUUAUUUCUGGCAAUCUACACUCUACACUCUACAGAGAGGCGGCGGAAGGAAGAGAAAGAGGGGGAAAUCGGAAAAUAAUAAUGCUGGAAAACCCAGCCGACAACACUAUUUCUGCUCCAAUCAAGAGAUAUGCACCUCCCAAUCAGAGGAAUCGUAGUCUCAACCGGCGCAAAUCUGGAGAUCGAUCUGAAAAAACAAGUAAUCUCCACUCAACUGAUGGGGAUAAGAACUUGGGCAUUGGUUUGCAGAGUGCUUCGAGUAUAGAUCAUUCUGAUAGUGGGAGCAGCAAAUGUGUAUAUGAGAGUUAUCGUCCAAAGUUGAUAGCCCUAAAUGGUUGUUGUAGAAGUGAAGCUUCUCAGCUUUUGCAUGAACGUUGGAUGGGAGCUAUACAUUGCUAUAGUGAUCCUACUGUAGAUUUAUCUGAACGACCAGUCAUGUACACAGGAAGUGCUGCAUCAGCUUGGGGAAACUUUAGACUUCCCCAUCAGUUAAUGGCUCCUCCGCAAAUGGAUUUCAUGGCGGAACUUCAACAUGCUAUCAAUAAUAAUAGUUCAAGCUUGAUGAACUAAAUGGCUCUUGAGAUGCUAGUCAUGAUAUAACAUAAUAUCUGGUGAUUUUAAAUCUUUAACCUGACUUACGUAUUGUUGACAAUUGUUAUAUUCCGAAGGGGUUAGGGGAUUUCAAAAUUCCCCUGAUGGGAAUAAUUCUAGUAAAAUAUGUCUAUGGCCUCAUAAUCUUCAAUUUAAGUAUGUUCUUGAAUCAUUGAACAGUUCAAACUUUCAUUGAUAGUCGAGAAGGCAACAGUGAAAAAUCAAAUGCUAGUGUUAGAAGGCAACACCUUCUAAGUUUGAUC